This is a messenger RNA of Hippocampus comes (tiger tail seahorse), 3590 nucleotides long. RefSeq names its product family with sequence similarity 13 member A (gene fam13a). The record is from RefSeq and is a predicted model, not a curated record. NCBI's taxonomy places the organism in Eukaryota, Metazoa, Chordata, Actinopteri, Syngnathiformes, Syngnathidae. The transcript has 24 exons. The coding region runs from base 258 to 3356 and encodes 1032 amino acids. Gene Ontology annotation, biological process: signal transduction.
GAAUUAGAUUCCAGUCCAAGAAGCCGAAGACGAGAGGGAGGAAGCGAUACAAUGACAAUCAUGAUAAAACUAGCGACAAAACUUUGCCGGCAUCUUUGACACACUCCUCUGCUGUUUCGUGUCGCUAUGGGGUAACUGAAUAGCGCAGUUUGGGGCGAAAAUGACAUUUUCACACACAAUUGUUUGUCAGGAAGUUUACUCCGGACGACUUUGAGGGACGUAUUUCUUCGCCCCCCAUCCUCACCUUGCGUCGAAGAAUGGGGGCCGGAGCUUUAACCAUCUGUCACAACGAGGCGGCGGUGCAGGUCAAGGAGGACAUAAAGAAGAUGGUGCAGAUGCCCGUGAUGAGACCACGCUCGGUGGCGGCCAAGCACAAUCGGUUGUUCGGGGCACCCCUGCCCGAGCUGGUGGAGAGGGGCUUGACGGAGGACGGCGUGCCCCUGGUCGUGCGCAGGAUGGUGGAGCACCUAUGCGAGCACGCACUGCAGCAGGAGGGCUUGUUCCGGGUGAAUGGCAACGUGCGUGCAGUGGAGGCCCUGCGGCAGCACCUGGAGAGCGAUGAGGACGCUGACAUCGGCAGCGAUGCGGACACGUGCACGGUGGCGAGCCUGCUCAAAAGGUACCUGAGGGACCUCCCCCAAGGCCUGGUGGAGCCUGCCGUGCAAAAAGCGCUGGUGCAUUACUACCAAGAGUGCGGCGACGAGGCCUCCUGCUCAGGCCUGAGGGAGCAUCUGAAGCAGUUACCGGGCGACCACCUGAGUCUGCUGCGUUACCUGUGUCACUUUCUCACACUGGUGGAGAGUAACCAGCAGGACAACCGGAUGAACGCCCACAACCUCGCCACGGUAUUUGGACCGAGUAUCUUCCACGUGGCUCCCGGGUUCGAGGCCCUCAACGAGCAGAACGUCUGCAACAAGAUCCUCGUCCGGCUCAUCCAGAACUACAGCAGCGUAUUUGAAGCGGACAAAAAAGACGAAGAAAUAGAAGACGACGUCAUCCCGGUGAAGGUUGCACAUAUCGGUAAUGAUGCAGAACCUCCAUGCCAAGCCAACAGCAGCAUACCUGAGAAGACACAGAAGAGGAAGGUGAGGAACGCCAAGACUGACGGGGACGCCCUCCAAGCGCCCACCUGUGCCGGCCGCCCGGCGCCAAUGCCCCACGGCCGGGGGGCUCUCGGCGCGCCGAUAGUGGUACCUCUAAGGAGCGCCAGCCCCGCCGAGGUCAUGGCGAUGACUCGAGGAGAUACCCCAGUCCCUGCCUGUUUCCAUGGCAACCUGGAUGUUAGCGCCCAGGAAGAUGAGAGGCCAAUAUCUCCUUUCUACAUGAGUCCUCACGGCUCUCCCGUAGUUCGCUCGCCUGAUGCCGUCAAAAUCCUGGACAAGACCAUCCGUUCAACAGUCAAGCAGCACCUCUUUGAUGGCCAUCGGGCGUCAGAUGUCGGAGAGCUGACCCCGCGGCAGCUUCUAACGGCGAGGCAGCGACGACGUCACCGCAGAGAGCAGCACGACGACAGCACCAGACAACUAGACAGAAGCCGAACGGACACCAACAAGGAGAACAUCCCAACAUUAGCAAGUGGGAGCAGCCGCGUUAGAAGCCUGAGAGAGGACAUAGGUUGCGUCUAUGUAGGCUCACGCAGUGGGCAGAGUGCUCAGGUGGUGCGAGCACCAAAAUCCAGGAAGUGGAAACACAACCCGACGCUGGUGCAGCUCAACCAGGACGCACACGCAGAGUCUGCUGGCAUGUCGGCAACCUUUGAGAGAACCAGGCCCAGCCGCAUGGAGCCCUAUAAGAAAAGGAAUGACGCCUCAAGAAAAGAUGACCUUCCUUCUCCCUCACAGACGCUAAGGAUGAAGAUCCAGGAGUCGCCCGUCGUGGCCUGCGGCGGCGGGGAGGUUUUCGAUCCCGAGCGGGACAAGGCGAGCUGCGAUGACGUGCCCCGCCUGGACAGCAACUGGGGAGAACCCGUGCCGGCUUACUCGUCGCUACAGCGAGACAACCCAGACCGCGAGGAAGCCCGUCUAUCGCCGGGCGCCGGCGGCCGCCUCAUCCGUCAGCUGCUGGAGGAAGGCAGCGACCCCAUGCCGUCCCCCCGCUUCUACGCCUAUGGCCGCUGCCAGCAGUAUCUGGACGACACGGAAGUGCCGCCGUCGCCGCCCAAUGCCCACUCCUUCAUCAGUCGCAGGAGGAGCUCCUCUCUGGGCUCCUGCGAUGACGACAAGGAGGAGCUGACUACCGCCCAGCUCACCAAGAGGAUACACGUUCUAAAGAAGAAGAUCCACAGGUUCGAGGAGAGGUUUGAGGACGAGCGGAAAUACCGGCCUUCCCACAGCGACAAAGCUGGAAAUCCAGAGGUGCUGCGAUGGAUGAACGAGCUAGCCAGGUUGCGCAAAGACCUCAAAGAACACAAGCUGAUGAAAUCAGAGGAGGACCUGCCGCCGUUGACGCGGCAACGCAGCAACACGCUGCCCAAGAGCUUCGGCUCACAGCUGGAGAAGAAACCCGCCCAGGAGAAGGUGCCCAAGCCCCCCGUGGAAAGCACGCUAGAGGGCAUCCUCAAGAAGUUGCAAGAGAAACGCCAGGAGGUCGACCGGCCCGAGGACAUCAAGGAUAUGACCAGAGAACAGAUCGGAGCUGAGAAACUGGCCCUGCAGAAAGCUCUCCUUUACUACGAGAGCAUUCAUGGGCGACCUGUGACCAAGAGUGAGAGGGAGAUCAUGAAGCCAUUGUACGACAGGUACCGGCUGGUCAAGCAGAUCCUGUGCCGAGCCUCAACCAUCCCAGUCAUUUGCGGCGGCGGCGGCGGCGCUGUAACCUCCACGCCGGCUAACGGCUACUUCUCGACGUCACCGCAGGGCUCGCCCUCCAGCAAGCGCCGAGGCCCCCUGCUGCAGCCCAUUAUCGAGGGCGUAACCGCGCUUUUCUUCGACGACGUCAAGGAGGAAGAGGAAGGCUCGGAGGAUGACGGAGACGCCAAGCUGCAGUUCUCUGUGACCACUCGUCCCGACCUGAACGUGUUCAGCUUCUUGGGUCACGAGGACGUGGACGGAUUCAUUUCCCCAGUUGACGAACUGACGCCCUCCAAGAACGUCACGGACAUGCGGCUGUCCAACCUGCACUCCGCCACCACACAAGAGCUGGUGGAACAACUCCAGGAGACCCGAGAGGAGAAGAAACAAAUCCGCAAGACUCUCAAAGAGUUUGAGGAGCAGUUCUUUCGACAAAAUGGGAGGAAUGUUCAAAAGGAGGACCGCUCGCCUCUCGCCACCGAGUACAACGAGUACAAGCACGUCAAAGCCAAACUGAAGCUACUGGAGGUCCUCAUCAGCAAAAGAGAGUCCACCAAGUUCAUCUGAGCAAAAAAACACGCCAAAUCAAAGACUUCAGUGUCAUGAUGGUUUGUCCGGUGGUUGGUGGUAGCGUAGAACCUUAAAUCUUCACCGCCCCCCCCCAUCCCCCCAAAAAAUCACGCUUGUAAUGUCUACUAAUUUAUUUGCGUCCGUUUGUACCACAACGACAACCUUUCUCACCUUUUGCCAUAGAAGUCUUAAAAAAAAUUAUGUGGACGACAUGCUAUUUAAAAAAAAAAA